Molecule: messenger RNA, 2917 nt
Organism: Schizosaccharomyces octosporus yFS286
Lineage: Eukaryota; Fungi; Ascomycota; Schizosaccharomycetes; Schizosaccharomycetales; Schizosaccharomycetaceae
Product: U3 snoRNA associted protein Dip2
Exons: 1
Coding region: 55-2820 (921 amino acids)
Biological process (GO): maturation of SSU-rRNA
Cellular component (GO): Pwp2p-containing subcomplex of 90S preribosome; small-subunit processome
Molecular function (GO): protein binding; snoRNA binding
Source: RefSeq, a predicted model, not a curated record
UUCAUUUUGCUUCUACCAACAACCUUAGAACGCCAUUAGGACGAGGAAAACGCCAUGGUGAAAAGUUAUACCCGUUACGAGCCCUCAGGAUUCUUUGGGGUCGUCGCUUCAUCCGGGUGUAAUAUCAUAACGCAACCAUCUGAAUCGGCGAAAUCCGUAGGCAAAGCUAUUGUUGGAGGUCUUGAAAGCAUUUUAGAAUGGGAUUUGAAAACUGGACAAUUAUCUUCUAAGUGGAAGGAUACGGAUUGUCCUUUCAAUGUCUCGUGUCUCACAAAUCAUGGCGAUGUCUAUGCCGCUGGUUAUGAGGAUGGAUCUAUUCGUCUUUGGAAAGAGGGGGAAUUGCUCUUGACUUUGAACGGUCACAAGAGUGCUGUUUCUACUAUGGUUUUUGAUCAAACCGGUACUCGAUUGGCUAGUGGUAGCAAAGAUACAGAUAUCAUUUUGUGGGAUGUUGUGAAUGAAACUGGUUUAUAUAGACUUCGUGGUCACAAAGAUCAAGUGACGAAACUUAUUUUCUUAAGCCCUCGAGAAGUUAACGAAGAUGGAACCGCCGACGGUGUUGAAGAUGGUGCUACAACAAGUAUGGAAAUUGAUGCCACCAACGCGGACCAAUACUUACUAUCGUCCGGUAAGGAUUCAUUCUUGAAGCUUUGGGAUCUUUCAAUUCAGCAUUGUGUCGAGACACAUGUUAAUCAUCAGGGUGAAAUCUGGACAAUGUCUGUAUCUCCUGACGGGAAGCGCUGUUUAACUGCUAGCAGUGACGCAGAUGUCAAAGUUUGGGAAAUUUCUUUUCCUGCGGAUGGAAACAUUACCCCUACAACCAAAGUUUUGAAAUUAACAGGAAGUGUUCCCCGUCAAAGCCGAGACCGUCCACUUUCCCUUGACUUCCAUGAUUCUGGUCGAUUUGUAGUAUUUCAGGCCCAUGACCGUUUAAUUGAAAUUUUUCGUAUAAGGACUCCCUCUGAGAUGGAAAAGAUCAUGAAUCGCCGUCGUAGACGUAAAAAGACUGAUGAGGUUGAGCUAAGUACGAAGGAUGAGUUUGAACCUUUUGCAGUCGUUCGUGCUCCUUCUCGUGUUUCCUCGUUUUCCUGGAUCCCUCAUCGACGUAACCCUAUAUUCGUUGUUUCUCUUCAAAAUAAUUCUAUUGAGGUCCAUAACGUAAAUUCCAAGGCAGACGCUUCUACCCCUCUUACAGAACGAACAACACGUACGAAUUCCAUCGAAUUACCAGGUCAUCGUGCUGAUGUUAGAACCUUAGCCCUUUCCUCUAACUAUGAAAUGGUUUUAAGUGGUGCUAAUGGUUCAUUAAAAAUUUGGAACCAUAAAACAGGUUCUUGUAUUCGUACUUUUGACUGUGGUUACGUUUUAGCGGCUGCAUUUGUAAAUGCGGAUAAGCAAAUUCUCUCGGUCAAUAAAGCAGGAGAAAUUGAGUUAUUUGACGUCGCUAGUUCUUCUUUGUUGGAGCGUAUCCAAGCUCAUAAUGGCCCCAUCUGGGAUUUGGCUAUUGGACAUAAUGGAUCAUAUUUUGCUACAGCUUCUGCAGACAAAACACUGAAAUUAUGGUCAUUAAAACCUUCUUUUGAUUAUGCUCCUGGUACUUCUGUCAAAGUAUUCGCUUUGAGGGUUGAGCAAACUCGUCAAAUUGACUUUGCAGAUGACGUUCUCGCCACAACAAUAUCUCCAGAUGGUCGCCUUAUUACUGCGUCUUUACUUGAUAAUACAGUCAAAGUGUACUAUUUGGAUACCUUGAAAUUCUUCUUGAAUUUGUAUGGACACAAACUACCUGUUCUUUCAAUGGACAUUGCACACGAUUCUAAAUUAUUAGCUACCUGUAGUGCCGACAAAAAUGUUAAAUUAUGGGGGUUAGAUUUUGGUGAUUGCCAUAAAUCAAUUUUCGCUCAUCAGGAUUCUGUUAUGAAAGUUGCGUUUCAACCUGGCUCCCGAAAUUUUUUUACAUGCUCUAAGGAUAAGGAAGUUAGAUACUGGGAUGGUGACACUUUUGAUCUAAUUUUGAAGUUGCGCGGUCAUCAUUCUGAAGUUUGGUCAUUAGCUGUUGCUCCAACCUCGGUUUAUACAGGUUCACAUGAUCACUCUAUCCGUGUAUGGGCACAAUCUGAUGACCUAGUAUUUUUAGAAGAAGAACGAGAACGCGAACUCGAGGAACAGUAUGAAUCAACUUUGGUCUCCAGUUACAGUGCCGAAGAGAGAAACGAGGACGCAACAGAAGAUAAUGUUGCUACAGUGAAUAAACAAACUGUGGAAAGUUUAAAGGAUGGUGAAAAGAUACUCGAUGCAUUAGUGAUUGGUGCUAAAGAUUUGGACGAGGAAAUACAAUAUCGAAUCGAUAAACUUAGCAAUCCGAACAAAUCCAGAGUCCCGCGUAAUCCUAUUUUAGCUCACUUAAAUGUUUCAGCAGAAGAAUACGUAUUGAAUACCUUUAAGAAAGUUCGUACAAGUCAUCUGGAUGAUGCUCUGUUGGUACUUCCCUUUGACCAAGUCUUGUCCCUUUUUCGCUUUGUUGAUAUAUGGGCUAGCAAGAAGUGGUCUAUUCCUUUGAUUUCUAGAAUUAUUUUCUUUUUGUUGAAGACAUAUCAUCGUCAAUUAACAGCUACAAUAAAAAUGCGACCCCUACUUAAUAAUAUUCGCAACAGUCUUCGAGGUUCUUUAGUUGAAGAGCGAUCGCUUGUGGGCUACAAUCUUGCCGGUUUGACAUACUUAAGAAACGAGUGGGAUUUGAAUCACAAAACAUCUCUUGAGGAUGUUGAUAACUCGUUGCUGGGAGGUGAUGGUAAAAAACGUGCAUUUUCUAAUGUUGUCUGAGGUUCGUAAGAAUUAAAAAUAUGGAUUUAAGGUUGAAAUGAUGCUUAAUUUUGAUUACUAGUUAUAUAAAUGGGAAUUUUUGGUAUAUAUAUAUAUA